AUGAAUCACAAUACUCCGAGACAAGGAACUUCAAGGGUCCGACCCUCUCGCGAAGAAAUCCAGGAUCACGCCAACUACUUCCGUCAGGUGACACGAGAGGAGACCACUCGUGCUCAUCACGCUCGCUCAGAUGCCUUGGGCUCCUCGGCAGCACAGUCAGUGGCGCGCUCGACCCGCCUGGCCACAAUACCGAAGAUUCUAGUCCAACUCUUCAAAGGAAAGGGGAAGAACAAGGAGGAGAAGCAGGAGCAAUUCGGCAGAGCUCCACCGGGAAUCUUCCAUCCAUCAACCUCGACGAUGGACUCGCCUGCCCCCCCUCGUCAACAACCCCUUCCCGUCCUGCGAGAACAAUCUCCCGCUUUCUCCUUCACCUCCCGCGAGUCUAUAGCCGCCGCUGAAGAGAUGCGCGAAACAGAAAGCCGCGAUUCCUUACCACGCAGUGUUUCGCCGGUACGACGGCUGAGCCUGGACUCUAUUGACCUGCAGCUCCCGAUAAAACAUUUUGAGACGAUACUACCCUGGUAUCAAACCGCCUAUCCUACAGGAAUCGUGUUAAAGUUCAAUGAGCACUCGGCGCACUCUGCUAGGGCGGAGCAACUGCCUCUGGAGACGGUCCAAUGGGGUGUCUUGAAGCCGGGAGAGAAGAUGCUGAUCGAUGGGCGCGUGCACUCCUUAUACAGCUUGCACCGGGAUUAUAAUAAUCAGGGUGUCAUAAUUAACGGCAUCGACGUAGCAAAAUUAACCAGAAACCGUUUAAUUGUCACGACGAAACAUCGAUUCAAAGUGCCAGACGUGGAAUACGACUCCCUUGGCGUGGUGGACUUCGACAUCCUCGAGAGCAGCGGGACACUCACGCUGCACAUACGCCGGCCGGGGUCUUACGCGACGGAGAAGGCGUUCGUCGAGGUGACGGAUAGCGAGCGCAUGUCGCUCCUCAGCGAAUGUCUCGCCGAUGAGAAGAAGAAGCACCUUGCUUCGCGCCGAGGAGCGCCAGAGCUGCUGACAUUGUGGCGGAUCGCCAUCACUCUGAGCAGGACGGCAUACAGCCACUAUUACAGUAUUAUUGUGCUGGACGACGUAGUGAAGCAGCCAUCAUGGGAGAAUGCGAUGUGA
This is a messenger RNA of Tricharina praecox, 1113 nucleotides long. RefSeq lists its product as uncharacterized. The record is from RefSeq and is a predicted model, not a curated record. Bases 1 to 1113 code for a protein of 370 amino acids. The transcript has 2 exons. NCBI's taxonomy places the organism in Eukaryota, Fungi, Ascomycota, Pezizomycetes, Pezizales, Pyronemataceae.